AUGUUAGGCUGGGUUCUUCGACGAGGGUUGGAGGGCGCGUCGGGGGGAAACAGAGGAAACGCAGGCGCAGACGACACAACGCAGAUUGAGCAACCAGACACGCCCGCACCGGUUUUUGCUGCUCGCGCACUCAAAAGCGCCAUCUUUGGAACACCCGCACGACCUGACGACGACAACACUGCCAGUAUGGCGCGUCGCAAAGACGAAGACGACUCUGACGCCGAGUCCCGAACCCCGAUGAAACAACCACAAGGAAUUCUUCUUACCCCAGGUACUGGAACAUCUCGGCGGAAGCGUGUGUCGUUUGGGCACGACGUGUUAGACAAUAAGAAGGCCGACAACAGAAAAGCCAAAGAAGUAGACAUUGACGAACGACCUGGAAGGUUCCCAGACAGCUUCGCGGACACAAGCAGUGACUCCGCAAGCAAGCGCACCAAAUUAACCGUGACAAUGGAAAACUCCCGACGCAACAAAGGAACUUCGAGCUCGCGGGAGAGGAGCCAGACACGCACCACCACAGCUAGAGGCGACGAUGCGGAGGACGAAUGGGAGGAAGCUGACGACGACCAGUGCAUGCACGAUAUCACAAUGGAUCUUAAUGAGCCCCAUUCGCGGUCGGGCAAGUACUGGAAGUCGGAAUUCGAACAAUAUCACCAGGACGCUAAAGCCGAGAUGGAGAAAUUGCUCAAGUACAAGCAACUAGCCAAGUCGUAUGCCAAAAUGAAGGACGCCGAGGCCAUCGACCUGAAUGCCAAACUCAGAGAGGAGCAAGAAAAGGCUGCCAAGAUGGAGAAGAAGAUCUCCGAGAUGGCGGCGCAGAUUGCCGCGAAGCAACGAGCGAGCGGCGAAGAGAGGGAUAACCCCCAGCUCAUGAAGGAUUUGGCCAAACAGACUGCCGUGGCUGUCGAGUACCGGACGCAAGUGCAGGAACUAGCGGCUCUAUUAGAAAAUCGCGACAAUGGCGACGACGAUGAAGGGGAUGCACGAAGCAGGCGUAGGCGCCAGGCUGCCUCGCCACGAACGCACAAGACCUUGCUCGAGACCCAGCGAGAAUUGAGAAAGGCCAGGGCACAAGUCAAGGAGAAUGGGCAGCUACGGGAGGAAGUUGAACGGCUAAAGUCCGACCUCCUAUCUGCUGAGCAACGAGCAAACAAGCUCGCUGAAGAAAACAAACGACUGGCCGAGCAACAACCCUUACAGAACAAUGAGCAAAGCAAGGAAGCCCCAACAUCUGGAAAGCUCGUGGACGAGCUGGAGCAGGCAAUUCGGAGAAAAGACGACGAGAUACGCAAGUUGAAGUCGGAGUUCGAGGAUUACAGGACGGACGCUGAGGCCACGCAAGAAGAUACGCGGCGCAUCUUGGAGAAGGCAACAGAGAAGAUCAACGAGCUUAAGAGGGAAAACAAGACUCUCAAAGCAGGGGUAGCUGAUGUGCCGAGGACGAGAAAUACCGCCGCACCCCCUGAACGAGAGCCUGCUGCGCGGGAACACCGGGCCCAGGAAACGGACCGCUUCACUGCGGAUCACAAAAGCCGCAAGUCCUCGGCCGACGCAGGCCGCCGGAGCUUCGACCUGGUAGAAUCGCUGGGUAGGAAGCUCAACGAGCCAAAGUCUCAAAAUCUUCGGGACAAGUACCAGCGAGACGCCGACUCCCCCAGCUCAGGAGACGAGCCGCCCGCGCGGGAGCCACCGAGGCGCCCCCAGUCAGAAAUCUUUUUGAACCGCGUCAGCCUGGACAAGCCUAAGUGGCGACCCUUCAUCCCAAGAUCCCCCCGCAACAGAGAGUAUCUGGGUUCUGACCUGAACGACCGGAUCGUAACCUCGAGCGAAAUCCUGUCAGGCAACACGCCGGCACCACGACACAGGUUUUCCAGCAAGGACGAGGACGCACCAAUCGACCUAUUGCAGGAUCGUUUCGCCCGGCUGGGGGGGCCGGGCGAGCCUGACGUCGAGGCCAGCACCAUGCUAGUGGCAAACACGUCAAAGAGCACGUUGCCUCCGCAGAGACGAGCAGCGGCAAUCGCGCGAAUAGAACAGAGAAAGGCCGACAAGAGACGCGCAGCGUCGGGCCAGAGCAACAAUAAGGAGAACAUGCGACCACAGCGCUCAUGA
Colletotrichum orchidophilum is the source of this 2112-nucleotide messenger RNA. RefSeq lists its product as uncharacterized. The record is from RefSeq and is a predicted model, not a curated record. NCBI's taxonomy places the organism in Eukaryota, Fungi, Ascomycota, Sordariomycetes, Glomerellales, Glomerellaceae. The transcript has 2 exons. Bases 1 to 2112 code for a protein of 703 amino acids.